AUGACGGAAAACAGCAGCACCGUGGUUCCACCGCCCCGAUACCAUCAUCCGGUGGCGUCUUCCCAGCAGAACCAUCAGACCCAUUUACCGCCGAGGCCAGCAAUCAGCAAUAAACCGCCACUUUCGAUAAUCAAAUUCCUAGAGUUGUGCCUGGCCACAACUUGUACGGUCCUACAUUACUACAGCUUCGAUGACGGCGAUCUCGUCACCGGUUUCGUAUCGACAGGAACGUUCUGCGGAUAUAUUGUCAUCCUGUUCACCGUUAUGAUUGGUUAUUUGAUGAAAGCUCACGUCCACCGGCGACUCAACCUGUUCUACAGCCUGCUCGGCUGCGGCCUCUUCCUGACCUCGGGUAUAUUCAUCAUCGGUGCCUGGGAGCACGCCUUUCGUACGCGAACUCGAGAUCUGGCCAUCACCAAAGGAUCGAUUGCAAUAAUCAACGGAGUUAUCUUCCUGAUGGACACUAUUUUCACCUUUCGCGAUAGAAAGUGA
This is a messenger RNA of Toxorhynchites rutilus septentrionalis, 492 nucleotides long. RefSeq lists its product as uncharacterized. The record is from RefSeq and is a predicted model, not a curated record. The transcript has 3 exons. The coding region runs from base 1 to 492 and encodes 163 amino acids. NCBI's taxonomy places the organism in Eukaryota, Metazoa, Arthropoda, Insecta, Diptera, Culicidae. Gene Ontology annotation, biological process: septate junction assembly.